UGUGGGUUUAGGGUUUGUGGUGUGGUUCAUGGCUGCUGGAUACGCGGGGAAGCUGGCGUGUUUCCUCAUCAAGGAUCAAUUUGGGGACCUUGUCCAUAGCGUGUGCGAGUGUUUGAUCUCUAGAGGGCAGCUUUCGUUGCCUGAGAUUGGCAGCUUCACUCUCCUCGCUCGCCCGCACCUCGCCAGCUGCCUGCUCGUCUUGAUCCAGCACAAUUGCGUCCAGGCAUUCAAGGUCCUCGACGAAGACAACUUGGAAGCUCGAUUGCGCUACACUGCUAUUGUGGAUCACGUUGUUCUUCGAGCCUGCUUUCCAUUGUUCCUGGAGCUUAUACGUGAAAAGACUGGAAAUGAUCAGUCCGAGGAGCUGGCUCUGGGCUUGCUACAGCACGGUCGAUUAACUCUGGAGCAACUAAUUAAGCGUGAUGCCGAAUGUAGCAACUCAGAGGAUGCUCAGUCCCAAUUCAUGGAAGCGUUCACAAAUCUUUUACAACAUAAACUUGUGGAGCGCUGCCCGAGACCGGAAGCUGUGCUUGGCUUUUCUGAUAACGCCGGCGAUGGACGUCCUGCGAAGAAGGCUCGCGGCUCCAGCAAGAAACGUUCUCUUCCUCUUAAUUUUGAAACACAAGUGCGACGUGUGCUUGCUGCGGCUGCUCCCAUGGAGGCCGAGCGUUUUAGAGGUCCCUCGAGGUGGAUCAUGGACGAAGAUGCUGCAGCUUCCACCCCUUCUACAAGCGAAAAGCGAAAACAUGGAGCAUUGUGGGAUUCAAGUUCCAUGGACGAGAAAGAAGUUCUAUGGCGGGUGAACUUCGAGGAGUGCGUCAAGCUGUUAAGACAUAAGGCUUGCGCGUCCCAUGUAAAUUUCAGUUUUGGUUCCGACGCAAAGACUGUGGUUGAAGCAAUGCUCGAAGCAACCAGAAAAACUGAAACGACAGUGAAGGCUGCCUUCUCAGACGCUUUAACCCUCAACGACAUACUUAUACUGAGGUCGGACUGGACAGCCCCAGUGGUUCGUAACGCUCUUAAAAGAAUGGUGGAGGAAGGAUUCAUAAACUCGGUUGGAGACGCCGGUUCUCACUACACAGUUGCAAUGCAGAAGAUUGUGGAACUGGCCAGGAAAACCGAGGUGGAGUCUAUAGUAUCACAGAGGUUUGGAAAGCCAUCGUCUAGGAUUCUAAGGCUUCUCAGCAAGAAGGGUGGCUCAGAACAGAAAGCGAUUUCCGAGAAAUGCUUGAUACCUGAUAAGGAAGCCUGGCAGCUCCUUUACCAGCUGAUGAAGGAGCGUUACAUUGAGCUACAGGAAGUUCCAAAGUCUGCUGGGGAUCGUGCCCCCGCAAGAACUUUUUAUUUGUGGCACGUAGAUUUCAGCAAGCUCUCUUCUGUGGUGCUGGAGGAUAUGUACCAUGCAGCUUACAAUCUCCACAGGCAGAUCGAGCACCGAUUAGAGCAUGAAAAAGAGCUGCUUAUUAUACCGACAACAGGCUCAUUGUCUAAUGAGCAGCAGCAGAAGCUUGAUCGUCUCCAGUCGAUUGUGAAGAUUCUAGAAGUGUCUAUCUUCAAGCUGAUGAAUACAAUCAUGCUAUAUGAUUUUUAUUGAAAAUAUGAUUUUGACCUAA
Molecule: messenger RNA, 1613 nt
Organism: Selaginella moellendorffii
Lineage: Eukaryota; Viridiplantae; Streptophyta; Lycopodiopsida; Selaginellales; Selaginellaceae
Product: DNA-directed RNA polymerase III subunit RPC3
Exons: 14
Coding region: 29-1594 (521 amino acids)
Biological process (GO): DNA-templated transcription
Cellular component (GO): RNA polymerase III complex
Molecular function (GO): single-stranded DNA binding
Source: RefSeq, a predicted model, not a curated record